Molecule: messenger RNA, 2661 nt
Organism: Raphanus sativus (radish)
Lineage: Eukaryota; Viridiplantae; Streptophyta; Magnoliopsida; Brassicales; Brassicaceae
Product: UDP-glycosyltransferase 74D1
Exons: 3
Coding region: 334-2418 (694 amino acids)
Molecular function (GO): UDP-glycosyltransferase activity
Source: RefSeq, a predicted model, not a curated record
GUCUAACUUGUAAAAGAUUAGAGACCCUUGAUUUAAAAAUCCUCCACCUUGGAAACAAAACCUGAAUAAGAUUUAGGCCACAUUACAGUAUUUAAAAAAAACUAGCUAGGUUUGAUCAAAAAAAAAAAAACUAGCUAGGAUCCUAGGCCACAUAAUGUUUAUAAUACGAUACACAUAGGAAUUAAAGACAUUAUCUUAUAACCAAAUCACUAACCCACCAACCUUUUAAUUGACUAUUUAUUAAAGGGACAUAAGCAUAAGCAACAAAGUCUCAUCAGCAACAUUAACAACAUCAAAAACUCAGGGAUAAACAAAAAAAGAAGAGAGAAGAAAAUGGGAGAAGAAACAAAAGCAAAAGUGUUAGUCUUCCCAUUAGCGAUCCAAGGACAUAUAAACCCUCUCCUCCAAUUCUCAAAACGUCUAAUCUCCAAAAACGUCGCCGUCACAUUCCUCACCACAUCAUCCACACACAACACCAUCAUCCGCCGUGCCAUGGCCACCGCUCUUCCGCUCUCUUUCGUCCCCCUGGACGACGGCUUCGAGGAAGGCCACUCAUCCAGCGAACCAUCUUCCGAGUACUUUGCAAAGUUAGAAGAAAACGUCUCUCGAAGCCUCUCUCAACUUAUCUCCUCCAUGGAACCUAAACCAAACGCCGUCGUUUACGACUCGUGUACGCCUUGGAUUCUCGACGUUUGCCGGAAACAUCCAGGGGUCGCUGCGGCGCCGUUUUUCACUCAGUGCUCCACCGUCAACGCCAUUUACAUCCAUUUCUUGCGAGGAGAGUUUAAGGAGUUUCAAGACGACGUCGUCUUGCCUGCGAUGCCUCCGUUGAAAGGUAGCGACCUGCCGGGGUUUCUGUACGACAAUAAUCUAUGCCGUCCGUUGUUUGAGCUCACUUGUAGCCAGUUUGUGAAUGUUGAUCACGUUGACUUCUUCUUGGUUAACUCUUUCGACGAACUCGAGCCUGAGGGACAUAAGCAUAAGCAACAAAGUCUCAUCAGCAACAUUAACAACAUCAAAAACUCAGGGAUAAACAAAAAAAGAAGAGAGAAGAAAAUGGGAGAAGAAACAAAAGCAAAAGUGUUAGUCUUCCCAUUAGCGAUCCAAGGACAUAUAAACCCUCUCCUCCAAUUCUCAAAACGUCUAAUCUCCAAAAACGUCGCCGUCACAUUCCUCACCACAUCAUCCACACACAACACCAUCAUCCGCCGUGCCAUGGCCACCGCUCUUCCGCUCUCUUUCGUCCCCCUGGACGACGGCUUCGAGGAAGGCCACUCAUCCAGCGAACCAUCUUCCGAGUACUUUGCAAAGUUAGAAGAAAACGUCUCUCGAAGCCUCUCUCAACUUAUCUCCUCCAUGGAACCUAAACCAAACGCCGUCGUUUACGACUCGUGUACGCCUUGGAUUCUCGACGUUUGCCGGAAACAUCCAGGGGUCGCUGCGGCGCCGUUUUUCACUCAGUGCUCCACCGUCAACGCCAUUUACAUCCAUUUCUUGCGAGGAGAGUUUAAGGAGUUUCAAGACGACGUCGUCUUGCCUGCGAUGCCUCCGUUGAAAGGUAGCGACCUGCCGGGGUUUCUGUACGACAAUAAUCUAUGCCGUCCGUUGUUUGAGCUCACUUGUAGCCAGUUUGUGAAUGUUGAUCACGUUGACUUCUUCUUGGUUAACUCUUUCGACGAACUCGAGCCUGAGGUGCUAGAAUGGAUGAAGAACCAAUGGCCUGUCAAGAACAUAGGACCAAUGAUUCCAUCAAUGUACAUAGACAAACAAUUACCAGGCGACAAAGACUAUGGAAUCAGUCUCCUCAAUGCUCAAGUCAACGAAUGCCUUGAUUGGCUUGACUCAAAACCGCGUGGUUCAGUGAUCUACGUCUCAUUCGGGAGCUUAGCGGUUCUAAAAGACGAUCAAAUGAUUGAAGUUGCGGCUGGUCUAAAACAAACCGGUCUUAAUUUCAUAUGGGUGGUUAGAGAAAAAGAGACAAAGAAGCUCCCAAGCAACUACAUAGAGGAAAUUGGUGAGAGAGGACUGAUAGUGAAUUGGAGUCCUCAGCUACAGGUUCUUGAGCAUAAAUCGAUUGGUUGUUUCAUAACGCAUUGCGGAUGGAAUUCAACUCUAGAGGCAUUGAGCUUAGGAGUAGCUUUGAUUGGGAUGCCGGCUUAUAGCGAUCAACCGACUAAUGCUAAGUUUAUAGAAGAUGUGUGGAAGGUUGGAACAAGGGUUAAGGCAGAUAAAGAUGGGUUUGUGACGAAAGAAGAGAUUGUGAGAUGUGUUGGAGAAGUUAUGGAGGAGACAUCAGAGAAAGGGAAAGAUAUUAGAAAGAAUGCUAUGAGAUUGAUGGAGUUUGCAAAACAAGCUUUGGCUGAAGGAGGAAACUCUGAUAAGAAUAUUGAUGAGUUUGUUGCUAAAAUUGCUAGGUAAACUGUUCGUACCUAUGUGUUUUUGGAGCUUCAGAAAACUAAAAAUUUAUAAUGCAAUUUGUGUUGUUGGUGUUGGAGUUGGUUUUAAUUUGAUCUGAACAACAUGAAAAUAAUUGGAGCCGGAGCAAGUACCGGCAAGUUUUGUGAUUGAAAAAUACAGAAACUAAGAAGUUAAGUAUUAUGCAUUUUUUAUUUGUUGAAUAUUUGUUUUCUUCUUAUAUGUCAUUGAUUAUCUAUCACUGAA